AUGCUACAUUUGCAGGUAUAUAGAGUAUCUGGCACUACAAUUGAUAACGGAGUAAAGGGUGAACCGAUAUUAGAAUGUGCAGCAGAUAGUAUGUCUAUCACUUUUAUGACAGAAAAAGAAUUUGAAGGACAUGUCUAUGUGAAGGGCCACUAUGAUAAUAACUUAUGCCGAACAGAUGCUACCCUCAAAAAAGAUGUUAAUUUUACUGUACCCUUCUCCUUAUGUGAUGUACGAAGGCAACGUUCGAGUAAUCCACGAGGUCUGUAUGUAUGCAUGACUGUCAUCAUCACUUUUCAUCCGAUGUUUAUCACCAAAAUUGAUAAAUCAUACAACGUGAAAUGCUUUUACAUAGAAACAGAUCGUACUGUGACAACACGUCUUGAUGUUAGCUUAAAUAGUGAACAACAAAGGAAAAUCGUUGUAAUGAUUGGUGGCGAUAAACGUCAAGUGAAAGCGCUUACCAAUCGUAGUAGUACAGUUGAUGAUUUCGAAAGUGACACACUUUCAAACGGAGUGAUUACACAGCAGAUAGCUCUUCCAACUUGUCGAUAUCAGGUUCUUAUGGACGGACCACAUGGUUCCCCUGUGAAAUAUACAACUGUUGGAGAACAGGUUUAUCAUCAGUGGUCGUGUGCAGACGAAGAUGGAACAGUUCCAGAAACAAAUUUGUACUGCACAACCGUUCAUUCAUGUGUAGCUAAAGAAGAAAAUGGAAAAGAGGUUCAGUUGUUAGACGAAAAUGGAUGUGCUGUUGACAAAUAUUUAUUGAACAAUUUGGUUUAUACAUCCGAUUUGACCGGUGGACAGCUGUCCCAGGUAUUUAAAUUCGCUGAUCAAUCAUCGCUAUAUUUUCACUGUCAGAUACGGCUCUCAUUAAGACGUGGAAGUUGUAAGAGAACAAGCGACAAUUGUUCAAUUGGAAAAGUGAGGAGUAAGAGGGAACUGUCAAUUGCUUCCCAGUACAAUGAUGCCGAUGCAACAGUGGUUGAUGUGUUUUCGCAGUUGAUGACGGUGUUUGAUAUAGAUGAUCCAAUAAAUGCUGAUUCACUACAACGAUUUGAAUCGAAAGAGCUAAAACAUGUAACAAUCUGUUUAACACCGAUGUCGUUCAGUUUCCUGUUAGCACUCUUUACCACCGAGCUCCUCAUUUCAACCUUAUCAGUUAUUGUUCUAUAUCGGAGAACUUGUUAUAAGCAAGAAUAUUGUACAGAAUGA
Molecule: messenger RNA, 1215 nt
Organism: Brugia pahangi
Lineage: Eukaryota; Metazoa; Nematoda; Chromadorea; Rhabditida; Onchocercidae
Source: the annotation of a GenBank genome assembly